AACGUGCCGGCACCAUAGAAAUAGUUGUCUAUGGACACUUUCACAAGGAAGCAACACAGAAACAAAUGGUCGAUGGUAUAGGUACUAUCGGGGAAACCAUAAAGCCUUUCAUAAUAUGGCCAUUAAAACAUUACAGCGCCGGAAAAAAAGAGAAUGAGAAAAAUUUUGAAAUCAAAGAGGAUGUAUCGCAGCUUCAAAGGUAUCGCUGCAUGGGAUUUAAGUUUGGCUAUGUUUCUAAAGAGCAACGAUGUAUUAUUGAUCGAGAAACGCUAAAAGAUUUGGCAGGAGUGAAAGUUGUCUUACGAUCAGCACAAGCACCAUCAUCUGAAAUUACGUUUCCACUAUUACCGCCACCAAUUAGAGACACAUGUUCCAUACGAGAGAGAAUACGGAAAGGAUUAGAUAUUACAGUAAAACUCAUUAAGCUUUACAAGUCACAUAGGAUUGAUACUGAACUCGCGUUAUUAGAAAGAUUAUGA
This is a messenger RNA of Ambispora gerdemannii, 479 nucleotides long. The record is from the annotation of a GenBank genome assembly. Lineage: Eukaryota; Fungi; Glomeromycota; Glomeromycetes; Archaeosporales; Ambisporaceae.